Messenger RNA from Notothenia coriiceps (black rockcod), 4781 nucleotides. RefSeq names its product zinc finger and BTB domain containing 5 (gene zbtb5). The coding region runs from base 94 to 2256 and encodes 720 amino acids. The transcript has 4 exons. Lineage: Eukaryota; Metazoa; Chordata; Actinopteri; Perciformes; Nototheniidae. Gene Ontology annotation, molecular function: RNA polymerase II cis-regulatory region sequence-specific DNA binding; DNA-binding transcription factor activity, RNA polymerase II-specific; protein binding. The record is from RefSeq and is a predicted model, not a curated record. Gene Ontology annotation, biological process: regulation of transcription by RNA polymerase II.
GCCAGCUAACUUUAGCCUUGUGUGUUUCCUCGCCAGGGCCUCUUGUUUCGGCUUCUUGUUAACGGUUCCUACGCAUCGGGAAAUUCAAGGGCCAUGGAUUUCCCAGGUCACUUUGAUCAGAUCUUCCAGCAGCUCAACUAUCAGCGUGUCCACGGUCAGCUGUGCGACUGUGUCAUCGUGGUGGGCAGCAGACACUUUAAGGCCCACCGCUCUGUGCUGGCAGCCUGCAGCACCCACUUCAGAGCCCUGUUUACAGUGGCAGAGGGAGAUGCAAGCAUGAACAUGAUCCAGCUGGACAGCGAGGUGGUUACAGCUGAAGCUUUCGCUGCUCUGGUGGACAUGAUGUACACCUCAACGCUGAUGUUGGGGGAGAGUAACGUCAUGGAUAUCCUGCUUGCAGCCUCACAUCUGCACCUCAACAAUGUAGUAAAGGCCUGCAAACACUACCUGACCACACGUACCCUUCCCAUGUCCCCCACACCCGACAGAACCGCCCAUCACCACCCUCAGCAGGAGCAGCAGAGGCACAGGCAGCAGCAGCAGCAGCAGCAGCAGCAGCAGGUAGCAGAUUUAGCAGCUAAUGCUAACCUCGCAAACGCUGCCACGUCAAAGUUGCAGCGCUCUUUCCUCCUGCAGCAGCUUGGGCUGAGCUUAGUAAGCUCUGCUUUGGGUGGGAUGGAGGAGGACAGAGUUGGAAAUGGAGUUGGAAAUGGAGUUGGCAAUAGAGUGGGCGAACAGAGGGCCUCCUUCCCUAUCCGACGCUUCCACAAACGCAAGCCCCCCAUGGCCCUGGGCCUGUCAGAGGAGAGGCCCAGGCAGAGGCAGCGUCCCUCUGGGCCUAACCUGGGGAUGUUAGGAGAAGAAGGGAUGAACGCAGAGCGAGAAGAAGGAGGGCUUCUCUCCCCGGACUCCCACAAAAUGGGGGAUGAAUCCAAAUUGGAUGGGGCAAUGACCGGGCUAGUAGGGGUGUCCCAAGAUGAUCCACAAAUGCCCAGCCAGUCGGACAGUGGAAAUUGUGAGGGGGAGGACUUGGGGAAAAUGCAGGGAGGGGUGAGGAAGGAGGAGGACAUGGAAGAGCAGGAGCACCAGGUCAACAGAGCAGGGGUGAAGAUCAAAUCAGGGACCGAGGAAGAACGGGAACAGAAGGUGGUGGUUAAACAGGAACCGCUAAGUUCGCCCGAGCCGACUGAUGAAACUAGCGACGUGCCGUCCCAGGCUGAGCCCGGCGGCCAGGAGGAGAAGGCGGAGCUGAGCCCAGAGAGCAGCGACCGCAGCUUCACCUCUGAACCCCUCACCAGCUCCGACUCUCUGCUCCUCAAGAGCAGCAUGGGAGGGGGCAGUGGAGUGGGAGGAGAUUUUGGGUGUAGUAGUGGACUGGGUGGAAAAACUGGUUUUAGUAUUUCUAGCUUCCUCAGCCCUAAAGUUUUUGGAAGUGUCGGGUCGGGGUUGGUUUCUAGAGAGGAUGGCCUCCCCAACACAACUACUGGCGAUGCAGUAGCACAUCACUUCCUGCUCAGACAGGAUGCAGCUGGGCCAUCUAGCUCCGCCUCUUCCUCCCUUCUGAAGGGCGGUCCACUCGGGGGCGAAAGUCGCAACGGUUUUGGAGACAACCUCCAAGCAGAUUCUCUGUUCCUCCGUCCCCUGCAUGAUGGGUUAGGGAACCCCAGAGGAAGUGCCGGUGGGGGGCUGGGAGGGGUGGAUCCGUUUGGCCUGGACUUCCAGCGCUCUAGUCUUGGGCUACACUCCCUGGGGCGACCGUCCCGAGGAGCGGGGGGGGCUUGUACCACUGCGCUUAAUUAUCCAGGUUACAGACGCAUCGCUCCGAAAAUGUCCAGCAGUAUGGGAGGAGAAGAAGGUGGUGUUCUCCAGGAUGCUGCCUCUUCCUCCUCCAGCCUGGCAAGUCCUCUGCUUUUAAAUGAGGGCGGGGGAUAUGAGAUGAAUAAUGGCAGACCCACCUCCCUCCUCCCUCAGCUAACCCGAGCUUCAGCAGACGUCCUGUCCAAGUGCAAGAAGGCUCUGUCGGAGCAUAACGUGUUGGUGGUCGAGGGAGCGCGGAAAUACGCCUGUAAGAUCUGCUGCAAAACCUUCCUCACCCUGACAGACUGCAAGAAACACAUCCGUGUGCACACAGGAGAGAAACCCUACGCAUGUCUCAAGUGUGGGAAGCGCUUCAGCCAGUCCUCCCAUCUAUACAAGCACUGCAAGACCACCUGUCUGCGCUGGCAGAACAGUAACAUGUCCAAUGGCCUGCUGUAGGGCUGAGGACACUGCAUUCAAUCGGAGCCAGGCGAUAGGAUUAAAUACAUUUGGAAUCUAUAAUUGGCCAACUUUUAAGACUCCAUAAUGUUGAGAUUUUUCUGACUGCAAGAAAGGAGAAACCCACAUUACGUUCAAGUUCUUGUAAACACUUAUAGACUGUAGAAAGAUAAGAGGGAGAUGCAAAGGGUCAACAUUUAUCGCCGUGAUUGCCUCAUAGAAAACAUAGAUGAAGAAUAUACUCCCCUGUAAUCAUCAGUGUUUCCUGAGGAGUGUCAGUACAUGCAGCCCAUGACUUUUAUAUUUAUGUUUUGAUUAGUGUAUUAUCCCCUGAACUAAGAAUCGUAUCUACAUUAGGAGCCGGUCUCUUUGACUGAAUUCACCAUGUUGCACUGCCAUGUUAGUAGAAACGCUAAGAACGGUCAAACCAAAGUUGGUUUGGAGAGAGUACCCGUUUUGUUUCACGCUGAAGUGGCACCUUGAAUCAGAUGAUGCAAACGCACUAGUUGGAAAACAAAGAGUAGGCUGAGUGGUUGCAGGUGCUGUCUAACCAUAUUGUAUUCUGAGAUUAUUGGGAACCUAAUUUUUGACCAAAUGGACGAUGUUACUUGUUAAUUAGUACACAUCCAAGCAAGGAGAGUGAACCCCUCACAGAAGCAACACAAAGUCGUAAUGGUUUGCAAACUCAACAUUAGAUGCCUUUAAAUCCGACACAGUGGUCCAAGAAAUUGAGAUUUUAUGUGAUUGACAUUAUCGAUCAGGACGGUAGAAACCCAAAAGAACAGUUUAUCAAUAGCUGAGAAAUUAUGUUUGUGCAUACUCAACCACCACUAUAUUGUGCCAACGGUUUGACCUCUUUAGUGGCCUUUCAGUCCAAGCGCCUUUGAAUCACAAUCAUCAUAAGUCUGGCUGAGCUCAGUUAAAGUUGAGAAUAUGUCAGCUUCCAAAUAAGUCUGAGUUUUGGCAGAAUGGAAAUAAUUGAAUUGCUCUGUUAAACCAAUUUUCGCUCAGCAACAUUGCAUUUUUUCUUUUUGAGGAACAAUGAGGAAGUGAGAUGUCCACUCACCAUCUUGGCAUACUCGUCUUUGCACCUUAUUUUGUGUUAUGAUGUGCAGGAGUUGCACUUUUGUCGACAUUUUAAAUGGCUUAAAAUCUGGCAUUCACUGAGUGGGAAUGACCACAAAAGUUCUGGCUGUGGUCAGUUUACUGACCGUCCUCACAUCAGACAAGGUUCCAUGGACGCUGUUGUUUUGUGUUUGCAGUAUGUGUGUUUAUUAAAAAGGGUAAUGAAGUAGUGCUGAGAGGCAGAUCCGUCUGAUGAAAACUGUUAACAGUUUGCUGAGGUCCACCACGUGCUGAAAGGGCUUUAGAAAUGUAAAUAUUGCACUUUGAAUGGGUUUCAUCAUUUUCCUCUUAAGGGGAGACAAGAAAUGUCUGAAGAUUUCAAUAUUGUGUUUAAGUUUGCUACUGUACUAUAUACGUGCUCUGUACAUGUGUCUUUUUACAUCUAAUGUUGCAUCUGUACAAAAGCACUUGGACAAUUCAUUAUUUUCUUAAAACUAAUAUGUUAACUUGAAUGUGUAUUUAUGUGAAAACGGAGCUGUAUGGAGACUGUCCGACUCGGCGUGUUCCUCUUUAUACUAGCGUUAGGAUAUGAAAUGCAAAGUUCAGAAAUUAACUUUAAAUGGUAAUCUGUUCAUUUCGGGAGGUAUAGCUUUUUUUUUUGUAUGUUGCUGUAUUUUAAUGUCAACUUAAUAAAUGAUGGUUUGGUGUGAGAUUGAAAAAGAGUACAUAGAUGCUGAAAGUAAUCUAAAUGUGUAGCUCAUAAAUUAUAAAAUCCAUUGGCCUUUUUUUUAGAUUUAUUUUGCUUGCUGUAUGUGUAGAGCUGUAUGUGUAGAGUGUAGGUGAUGUAUGUGUGUCACCUACACUUUAAUUGCUUAAUUAGCUAGUCAGCAUCUUAUCUUACUGUAGAGUCAAUACACUGUUAGCCCGUACAACAUGACAAUUCUAUUUGACAUUCAUGAGAUCACCUUGACAUUUCACUUCAAAGAUGAAUUGCCUUAAAUUAUGUUUCACACUGUAAACACAAGCUGACCUACCAUUCACCCUCUACAUGUUGACAUGAAACAAAUAGCAAAGUCCUUGUAGCUUGGAAACAGAAUUCAAAAGAAUCCCUGAAGGUUAAACCUCUUGUCUUUUUAUCUGUAUUCACUCCUGCAUUCUGUAAGGAGGAAUGUGCUGUGAGUCGUAACACAGUUGCCAGUUAAGGGUUAUUGUGGUGCUGUCUUCUUUAGCUGCUGCAUAAACAGUAAAAGGGACUACUGUAUUAAAAAGCCAAAAUGUUAAAAUACAUAAAAGGCCUAAAUUGUUAAUGAACGUCACUGCCUUAUGCCCUCUAGCUUGAAAAGCUGGGCUUUUGUUGAUAUGCCAAAUCUGAUGUAUUUCUGUGUUUUUUUCAUGAGAGGAUUAAAUGUUUGUCUCUUUACUGUUGAACGCUAUGAAGAAUGUACAGUAUGUUCAGUUGU